AUGCAAUUGCUGAGGGUGAAUAGCAACAACGAACUCGUCGUGCCACCAUUCGAGUGUGCAUGGCUAUCAGACAAGAGUCAGCAGCUGAACGAUGACGUUGGUUGCAUCGCCUUCGAGGUCAAAGGAGGCCCCUCCCUGUUUUCCUGGAAGGAUCCCAACCCGAGCCAAGGCACCCGGCACAUUGGGUUGGCAGCGUGGGACAAGUUUGUGGCAUAUCGGAACAUCCGCAUGCACAAGGCUGCAUGCUGCACCACCGAGGGUCAGGCGCAUGACAGAACUGCAACACAGGUGGCAUCGCUAGAGCAGCUGUGCAGGCACAGCGUCGUCACAAACCUCACUGUACAGAGUGUCUGUGACGGGGUGCAAGUCGCACACCUCCUUGAGCCAGCGCUGGAUGACAUGGCAGGCUGUCUGCUGACAUUCCUGUCGCAGAACUUGGAGAGCGUGCUGGCCCAGCAGAGCCAUGACUUUGUCAUGCUGCCGCUGCCCGUUUUGACUGCUUUGUUGAUGAAUCCCUCGCUGGUAUGUGAGGAGGUAAAGCUGUAUGAGGCGGUACUCAUGUGGACUCAGCAUCAAAAAUUUGAUGCACAGCAGACUGACGAGGCCUUGUCACAGCUUCUCCCGCUCAUCCGCUUCCCAUUGAUGUCACUCGAGGAGUUGCAGCCGCAUGCGCCGCUGCGGGCAGCGAUAGCGGUGGAGUCCAAGCGGCAUGUGCGGGGCAUGGCCGGGGUGGAUUCACUCGCGGCUGCGCGAUUUCAACGGAGGCUGUCCCCGGCUGCCAUGCCGCUGAUGUACAUGUGCAACGGCGACCACAAUGGCGUCUGCCACUACAUUGGCACCGCCUAUGGCCAGCAGAAAUUUGUCAACCCUGCGCUCUCCGGCCGCCUGCAGGUGACGGCGAGCAGCCCGAGCUGCCGCUUCACGGAUCCCAAGGCGGUUGUAAGCGGCCAUUUCCUGCGCAACAAUGCGGCCGGCCAGCGGCGCGACGGCGGCACGUGGUGGCGCGUGGAUCUGGGAGAGCAGCACCGGCUCAUGUGCAACUACUACACCAUGCGCCACGACGCAUCCCCGGACUACGCGCGCAGCUGGGCCCUCCAGGCAUCCACUGAUGGGACAGUGUGGGUCGACCUGCGGCAGCAUGCGGACGACUGCACCAUCAACAUGGCUGGGCAGUACGCAUCCUGGCCCGUAACGGGGCACGCUGCACGGCGGCCGUUCAGGUUCUUCCAGCUGCUGCUGACGCCGGCUGCUCCAGCUUCUGGGAAGGCCAAUGGGAGGGUGUUCUCUCUCUCUUACCUGGAGUUCUAUGGGUACUUUUUCAGGGAGACCCCUCCCAGCCAGCAGUGACUAUGUGGUGUGGUGAGUGUGAGAAACUGAUUCCUGUGAGCGCUGAAACCGCGCUCCUAGCGCCGAUCAAGCUGCUCUGAUGCUGUCCAGGGUGCUAUCGUUUUCUGCAGAAGAGAAAUGCUGCGCUGCACAAGAGUGUAAACUAGAGAGAAUUGAACCUUGCAAUGUAUGGCAAGUGAGUUGGAGUUUUUAGCAAGUUUGAAAUGGUUUUAACAUGUUGCAUGGCGUUCAAAUGUAUGUACUCUGCUGAGAUUGGCAUUGAGAUCAUUUUGGUGCUCUAUCUAAUUCCUUAGAUAUUCAACUGGAUCCGGAACUUCUAGAGCAAUUCUGCGGUAUGUUUGUUGGUACCUUCCAUCAUCCAUGUGACAGCACAUGGACAUAUAUGAUAUCAGAGAGCAUGUGUAUCCUUGCAAUUUGAGAUCAUGAAAGCAUUGUGCAAGAUC
Molecule: messenger RNA, 1790 nt
Organism: Coccomyxa subellipsoidea C-169
Lineage: Eukaryota; Viridiplantae; Chlorophyta; Trebouxiophyceae; Coccomyxaceae
Exons: 7
Coding region: 1-1347 (448 amino acids)
Source: RefSeq, a predicted model, not a curated record